This is a messenger RNA of Coregonus clupeaformis (lake whitefish), 1706 nucleotides long. RefSeq names its product death-associated protein kinase 2b (gene dapk2b). Gene Ontology annotation, molecular function: ATP binding; protein serine/threonine kinase activity. Gene Ontology annotation, cellular component: cytoplasm; nucleus. Bases 238 to 1356 code for a protein of 372 amino acids. The record is from RefSeq and is a predicted model, not a curated record. Lineage: Eukaryota; Metazoa; Chordata; Actinopteri; Salmoniformes; Salmonidae. Gene Ontology annotation, biological process: intracellular signal transduction; positive regulation of apoptotic process; protein phosphorylation. The transcript is spliced from 12 exons.
CAGAGUCACAGCCAUCACUUCAGUUUAGAGGAGUAGUAUGACUUACUACUGCAACAAGACCAGCUAUUUACUUUGAUAUCAUAUAAGAACUGAACAGGCAAUUCUCUCUCGUUGUCUCACUCAGAACUGAACAGGCAAUUCUCUCUCGUUGUCUCAUUCAGAACUGAACAGGCAAUUCUCUCUCGUUGUGUCACUUAGACUGAAGACAGACUGAAGACAGACUGAAAUCAGUGUUACAUGUUUAUUGUUUACGAGGACGUAUCGACCGUCAUGGCUGUUUUCAAGCAACAGAAAGUAGAGGACUUCUAUGAGAUUGGUGAAGAGCUGGGGAGUGGUCAGUUUGCCAUGGUGAAGCGUUGCCGGGACAAGUGCUCGAAUCUGGAGUAUGCUGCCAAGUUUGUGAAGAAGCGUCAGACCCGGGCCAGCAGGAGAGGGGUCAGGAGGGAGGACAUCGAGAGGGAGGUGGACAUCCUACUGCAGAUCGCCCAUCCCAACAUUGUAGCGUUGCAUGAUGUCUACGAGACCCGCACUGAUGUGGUGCUGAUACUGGAGCUGGUAUCUGGAGGAGAGCUCUUUGACUUCCUGGCUCAGAAGGAGUCUCUAAGUGAAGAGGAGGCUACCCAGUUCAUCAAACAGAUCCUAAGCGGAGUACAGUUCCUCCACGACAAGAGGAUAGCGCACUUUGACCUCAAGCCUGAGAAUAUCAUGCUGUUGGACAAGAAUGUUGAUCUACCACGGAUCAAGAUCAUCGAUUUUGGUCUGGCACAUAAGAUGGAUCAGGUCGGGACGGACUUUAAAAACAUCUUUGGGACACCUGAAUUUGUCGCUCCAGAGAUAGUCAACUAUGAGCCUCUGGGUUUAGAAGCAGACAUGUGGAGCAUUGGAGUCAUCACCUACAUCCUUUUGAGUGGAGCAUCACCGUUCCUUGGUGACUCAAAGCAGGAGACUCUAGGGAAUGUCUCAGCCAUAGCCUACCAGUUCGAUGAGGAGUUGUUCAGCAGUACCAGUGAGCUGGCCAAAAGCUUCAUACGACAACUACUGGAGAAAGACACCAGAAAACGGUUGACAAUCCAAGGUGCUCUGAAUCAUCCCUGGAUACAGCCAUUGGACUCCAGACAGGCCCUGGUCAAGAGACAGUCUGUAGUCAACCUGGAGAACUUCAGGAGACAAUACACCAGACGCAGAUGGAAGCUUUCUUUCAGAGUUGUGGCUCUCUGUAACCAUUUAACUCGUAUGAUGAAGAAAGGUCACCCCAAGAUGGCAGCCCAGGAUGAGAGGGACUGUGAGAGCGACCAGGAGACGGAGAUGAUCAUGAAGAAAAGACCCAGAACCAGGAAGAGAAGCAGCACUUCCUGAAACCUGCCUGUCUUUUCUGAUUUGUUGAAUGUGUGUCUAUAGCACACAUGAUUGGUCCGAAAGCAGCCACAGAGACUACUUCAAAAACUGCUGUCCAUAUAAUGUAUUUUACAUAUUGCACAGCAUUCUAAAACCGCCUUUUCUGGAGCAAUAGAUGAAAAGCCUUGAUUGUGUUUCCUAUGAAGUGAUUUCAGUGCCAACAGAAAUGUUAUUUGAAUCCCUGCCUUCUGUAAAGGUAUAUAGACUGUAGAAAUGUACAUGGACAGUUGACAGAUUAGGGUACAAAUUAGGGGUAGGGUAGAGGUUAGGGUACAGGUUUGGGUUAGGGUACAGGUUAGGGUACAGGUUUG